AUGGCAGACUUAUCCAAGACGCUGACGGCCCCGAAUGGAAGAGUAAUUAAGCUCCACACCGGCCUUUUCAUCAACAAUGAAUUCGUUCCCGGGCGAGACGCGCCAAUCUCAACAAUCGAUCCGGCCAAUGAGACGGAGAUUACUGUCGUCCAGGCUGCGUCUUCCGGAGAUGUCGAUGACGCAGUACGUGCAGCUCGAAGAGCUCUGAUUAAACCCGAGUGGCGCGAAGAGUCUCCUGUAGAGCGGGGAAGAUUGCUGUAUAAGCUGGCGGAGCUGAUAAUCGCAGAAAAGGAGACGCUGGCUACAUUGGAAGCAUGGGACAAUGGCAAGCCGUACGGGAUCGCGCUCGCGGAAGAUCUAGAAGAAACCAUAUCUGUGAUUCAGUAUUAUGCUGGCUGGGCGGACAAGAUCCACGGGCAGACCAUGUCUAAUGUUGGGCCACAAGGGUACAAGUUUGGUUUUACAGUUCGUGAACCCAUUGGAGUUUGCGCCCAGAUAAUUCCGUGGAAUUAUCCUCUUUCUAUGGCAGCCUGGAAACUCGGUCCGGCAUUAGCGUGCGGCAAUGCAAUCGUUCUGAAACCAGCGGAACAGACUCCUCUCUCAAUCCUUCACCUUGCAACCCUAAUCAAACGUGCGGGUUUUCCACCGGGCAUUGUAAACAUCGUGAAUGGACGCGGCCGUGUGGCAGGGGCAGCGUUAGCCGGUCAUAUGGAUGUUGACAAAGUCGCCUUUACAGGAAGCACUAGCACCGCGAGGGAAAUUAUGAAACUUGCAAGCAACAACUUGAAGAACAUAACGCUCGAGACUGGUGGAAAAUCGCCCUUAAUCGUUUUCAAUGAUGCGGAUCUCGAUCAAGCAGCCAAGUGGGCACAGAUAGGCAUCAUGAGCAACCAGGGGCAAAUUUGUACUGCAACAUCCCGCUUGCUUGUGCAGCGUAGCGUAGCAGACGCAUUUGUUACGAGGUUUAAAGAGGUCAUCGCCGAAGCCAAUGUGUUGGGUGAUCCUUUUGCAGAAGCAACAUCCCAAGGCCCACAAGUUUCGAAAGAGCAUUAUCACCGUAUUCUGGGCUUCAUCGAUCGAGCGUCCAAGGAUGGUGGUGUUUUGACCCUUGGUGGGAAGCCGUUCUUGCGCCGGGAACAUAACAACGGUUAUUUCAUUGAGCCAACCAUAUUCACAGACGUCAAGCCGACUUCCGAAUUGUUUCAAGAGGAGGUCUUUGGCCCUGUCGUCGCCGUCACAUUAUUCGAUACAGAGGAGGAGGCUGUCGCCUUAGCGAAUAACAGUAAUUAUGGACUUGGAGCUGCGAUAUUUACCAAGGACAUUCAGCGAGUUCAUCGUCUAUUUCCGAACCUCGAAUCGGGUCAGGUCUGGGUUAAUAGCAGUCAAGAUGGCGAUAGUCGCUUACCGUUUGGAGGGGUAAAGCAGAGCGGUAUCGGGCGCGAGUUGGGCGAGGCCGGCCUAGAGGCAUAUUCACAAGUCAAAACCGUACACGUGAACGUAAAACUAAAGCUUUGA
Molecule: messenger RNA, 1515 nt
Organism: Aaosphaeria arxii CBS 175.79
Lineage: Eukaryota; Fungi; Ascomycota; Dothideomycetes; Pleosporales
Product: aldehyde dehydrogenase
Exons: 2
Coding region: 1-1515 (504 amino acids)
Molecular function (GO): oxidoreductase activity, acting on the aldehyde or oxo group of donors, NAD or NADP as acceptor
Source: RefSeq, a predicted model, not a curated record